Messenger RNA from Leptosia nina, 201 nucleotides. NCBI's taxonomy places the organism in Eukaryota, Metazoa, Arthropoda, Insecta, Lepidoptera, Pieridae. The record is from the annotation of a GenBank genome assembly.
AUGGUAUUGCGCGUGCGAACGACGUUAGCGCACUGGCGCGGCGCUGGCGUGGCCUUGCGAAUAAAUACGCGCAGGUGGCGCGCGCGCAGGCUCGUCCCACCGCCACUCCUCUCUCCGCUGCUUUGGCGCCCAACGACGGACCGCUGCCAGCUUGCUACGAGCCGUAGCCCAGCUACUACACGUGCUACGAACUCUUUCUAA